AUGGAUUUUAACGAUGCUACAACAUUUAAAGAUGUUAUGGGUUUCAAUAUAGCUAGUAAUGAUGUAUUUUAUGAAGAUGAUGCUGCUGAUACUUCAAUUCCUGAUAUUCAGAAAAUUACCCGAAAAAACAAUAUUUUACCAAUAUGGGGCAAUGUCCAAACAAUGAACUUAAAUACUCUUGUGCUUGAAAAUAUAGUCCAAAGUACUUAUUGGAAAAAUUUUCUUCUUGAAGUUAGCACUUAUCAACAAGUUUGUGAUGAAGUUUUUAUUCAUGUAAGGCAUCUUGAGCCGUGGGAACGUGGAACUCGUAAAAUUACUGGAAUGACUGGCAUGUGUGGCGGCGUUCGUGGAGUGGGUGCUGGCGGUGUUAUCUCCACAGCUUUUUGUUUGCUCUAUAAACUUUUUACUGUUCGUGUGACUCGAAAACAAUUGGUUGCAAUGAUGAAUAGUAGACAAUCAGUUUAUUUGAGAGGACUUGCUUUUAUGUUUAUUCGAUAUACACAACCACCUGGGGAUCUAUGGGCGUGGAUGGAGCCUUAUUUGGAUGAUGAAACUGAAAUUGAUCCCCGUUCUGGAGGUGGCGACAAAAUGCAGUUUGGGCAAUUAAUUAGGAUGAUGUUAACUAAGCUUGACUUCUAUGGAACACUAUUUCCUCGAAUUCCUAUCCCAAUCCAAAAGGAAAUGGAGACAAAAUUUCGUGAACGUGCCAAACUUUAUGGAUACGAAGAUGAUCGUUAUAGUGAUCGUAGACGUUCAAGAAGUAGGGAACGCAGUCCGCGUGGCCGUGAUGUUGAUUCUGGAGCUGACUCUGAAAAACGUUCCCGUCAUCGUAGUCGAGACCGCAGUCGUGAGCGCCAACAUGGUAGCCGUGAACGUAGUCGUGAUCGUCAUCGAAAUAGCCGUGACCGGAGCCGUGACAGACAUCGUACAAGCCGUGAACGUAGAGAAAGUAAACAGAGACGUCGAUCUCGAAGUCGAGAACGAAAUAAAAGCCGUGAACAUGAAAAUACUUCAAUUGAUACGUCCACUACUACCCCUGUUGCAAUCAAGUCGAGUGAGGUUGAAAUUUCCUCAAGUAAGCGUCGUCAUCGACAAAAAUGUCAUCACCAUCUGCGUCAUCAUCAUUGUAUAAAGCAUCGACGAAUAUGUCCAUCAAAGGCAAAAAAGCAGCAUCAACAACAAAAAAAUUUGGAUGAUGAGAAAGAGGAAGAAGAGGAUGGUCAAAAGAUUAAUAAAAAUGAUGAUGCUGAAGUAAAAGAAGAAUUAAUUGAUGAAAAAAUUGAUGAGGAUAAUAUUUCAAAUGAUUUUAUUAAAAAUGAAGAAGAAGAAACUGAAGAAAUUAGCUGA
Molecule: messenger RNA, 1347 nt
Organism: Meloidogyne enterolobii
Lineage: Eukaryota; Metazoa; Nematoda; Chromadorea; Rhabditida; Meloidogynidae
Source: the annotation of a GenBank genome assembly